Messenger RNA from Galeopterus variegatus (Sunda flying lemur), 2391 nucleotides. Its product is annotated as brain-specific angiogenesis inhibitor 3-like. Gene Ontology annotation, molecular function: G protein-coupled receptor activity. Lineage: Eukaryota; Metazoa; Chordata; Mammalia; Dermoptera; Cynocephalidae. Gene Ontology annotation, biological process: neuron remodeling; cell surface receptor signaling pathway; adenylate cyclase-activating G protein-coupled receptor signaling pathway. The transcript is spliced from 12 exons. The coding region runs from base 110 to 1777 and encodes 555 amino acids. The record is from RefSeq and is a predicted model, not a curated record. Gene Ontology annotation, cellular component: postsynapse; synaptic cleft; membrane.
GAGUCUUUUUUUCUUUCCACAGAGUAUCUGUACCACUACCACCGCAUUUUUGCACUUUUUCUUCCUGGCUUCAUUCUGUUGGGUUUUGACUGAGGCAUGGCAGUCAUAUAUGGCUGUAACUGGAAAAAUUAGGACACGGCUUAUAAGGAAACGCUUUUUGUGCCUUGGAUGGGGUUUGCCAGCAUUAGUAGUGGCCACAUCAGUAGGCUUCACCAGGACGAAAGGAUAUGGCACUGAUCACUACUGCUGGCUUUCUCUGGAAGGAGGACUACUCUAUGCUUUUGUGGGACCUGCAGCCGCUGUUGUCCUGGUCAACAUGGUGAUUGGCAUUUUGGUAUUUAAUAAACUUGUUUCCAGAGAUGGGAUCCUAGAUAAAAAGCUCAAACACAGAGCCGGUCAGAUGAGUGAGCCUCAUAGCGGUUUGACGCUCAAAUGUGCCAAGUGUGGAGUAGUUUCAACAACAGCUUUGUCAGCCACCACCGCCAGUAAUGCCAUGGCAUCUCUUUGGAGCUCCUGUGUGGUGUUGCCCCUUCUGGCUCUGACAUGGAUGUCUGCGGUUCUGGCCAUGACAGAUAAACGCUCCAUAUUGUUUCAAAUACUUUUUGCUGUGUUUGAUUCAUUGCAAGGUUUUGUUAUAGUCAUGGUCCACUGCAUUCUUCGAAGAGAGGUUCAGGAUGCAUUUAGAUGCCGAUUGAGAAACUGUCAGGAUCCAAUCAAUGCUGAUUCUUCAAGUUCUUUUCCUAAUGGGCAUGCUCAAAUCAUGACAGACUUUGAAAAGGAUGUAGACAUUGCUUGUCGAUCGGUUAUUCAUAAGGAUAUUGGCCCUUGCCGAGCAGCAACAAUAACAGGAACACUCUCCAGGAUUUCUCUAAAUGAUGAUGAAGAAGAAAAGGGAACGAACCCUGAAGGACUAAGCUAUUCAACAUUGCCUGGAAACGUCAUUUCCAAAGUCAUCAUCCAGCAACCCACAGGCCUGCACAUGCCCAUGAGUAUGAAUGAGCUGAGCAAUCAAUGUUUGAAAAAAGAGAAUACUGAAUUGCGGAGAACUGUGUACUUAUGCACGGAUGAUAAUUUGAGAGGGGCUGAUAUGGACAUAGUCCACCCUCAAGAAAGAAUGAUGGAAAGUGACUAUAUUGUGAUGCCCAGAAGUUCUGUAAAUACCCAACCAUCAAUGAAAGAAGAAAGCAAAAUGAAUAUAGGCAUGGAAACCUUGCCGCACGAAAGGCUAUUGCACUACAAAGUGAAUCCUGAAUUCAAUAUGAAUCCCCCUGUAAUGGACCAGUUCAAUAUGAACUUAGAUCAACAUCUUGCACCCCAGGAACAUAUGCAGAAUUUGCCCUUUGAGCCUCGCACAGCUGUAAAGAAUUUCAUGGCCUCUGAGUUGGAUGAUAAUGCAGGACUAUCAAGAAGUGAAACUGGAUCAACAAUAUCAAUGAGUUCUUUAGAGAGAAGAAAAUCCCGAUAUUCAGACCUUGACUUUGAGAAGGUCAUGCAUACAAGGAAGAGGCAUAUGGAACUUUUUCAGGAAUUAAAUCAGAAAUUUCAAACUUUGGACAGAUUUCGGGAUAUACCAAAUACAAGCAGUAUGGAAAACCCAGCACCAAACAAGAAUCCAUGGGACACUUUCAAAAACCCCAGUGAAUACCAACAUUACACCACAAUCAAUGUCUUAGAUACAGAGGCAAAGGAUGCUUUAGAACUAAGGCCUGCGGAGUGGGAGAAGUGUCUAAAUUUGCCUCUGGAUGUGCAAGAGGGUGACUUUCAAACAGAAGUUUAACAAAAUCAGAAUGGACUGAGGUGAAGACAAAACCAUUUAUUGCACUGACACUUAAGACUUGGGAAGCCUGACAUUUCUAUCUGGACAGUCCUAUGUCAGGACCUUCAUGUGCCAAACGUCAGUGGUGUUUUCGUUUGAUAACAUCUCACUAGUCAGGCUAGUGGAGAGACGACCAGGUGUACAGUUCUGACCUUCCUGUGUUGUAAGUACCCGUGGAAUGGAUUUGUAAGGUAAUCUUUAUAGAUAAACCUCAAGCAACGAUUCAUGUUGUAACCGCUUCAUAUGGUUUAGUUUUCAAAAAACUUCACCAUGAAGCACAAUGUAUAUAUUUAUGCAGUUUUUAAAGUUUAUAACAGUCUGUUUGGCCAUUACUACACUUUUUACUUUAUAAUAUAAAAGCAAAGUUUUUGUCAUUAAAUGAAUGUUUGUUGAGCUACAUUCUUCAUUGCUUUAAAUGCAAUAAAGUAAUAAUCUCACUUUUAUAUGAAUAAUAUAUUUCACAUCUUUAUUAUUGCAGUUUUCACUAGAAAGCUCUGAGUAGCUUUCUCUGCUGCAGCUGUGUAUAAAAUAUUUAAAAUGUUGUAUGGUGUAAAUAAACUUUUGUCUACAUAUCA